AUGUCUUCGUCAUCUUUCCCCGGCUCCCGCUUCCCCUUCGCCGCCGUUGGCGCCGGUGCUGGAGCCUCCGGCGGAAGCGGAGCCGGAGGCAGCGGGAGCAGCGUGCGGCCGUGGGGAUCGAGCGGAGGGACGUCGGUCUCGUCGUCGGGGAAGCGGAUACAGAAGGAGCUGCUGGACCUCAAUGCUUCCGACUGCUCCGCCGGUCCCAAGGGCGACAACCUCUACCACUGGCUCUCCACCAUCAUUGGACCCCAAGGGUCACCAUAUGAUGGAGGGAUAUUUUUCCUUGAUAUCGUUUUCCCACUUGAUUAUCCUUUCAAACCUCCUAUGGUGACUUUCAAAACAAGGAUUUACCAUUGCAAUGUUGAUUCCACUGGGGCAGUGAGUUUGGAAAUUUUGAAGGAUGGCUGGAGUCCAGCUUUAACUAUUUCAAAGGUGCUACUGGCGAUCAAAGCCAUCAUCACAAAUCCGGAUCCAUACAACCCACUUGUGGAGAGCAUUGCACGUCUGUACCUGACUGAUAGAGCUAAGCAUGAUGAAAUAGCUGCUGAAUGGACAUUGAGAAUAUUGGCCCCUUGCUUACGAAUGCUAACUUCAAUCCCACUUCAUGGAGGAAUGAAAGGCUACUACGACAGACCACAAACAAUGGCCACCGAGUGUGAGGUGAACAAAUCUCGCCGCUUCGAUCGCGGCAUGUCGAGGCGGACACGAAAACCAGUGAGCCUCGUCGCUUGUUAUGAAGAUCGGUAUGUGCCGCCCCUGGCACGACAGCUGCUCCACGAGGCCAAGCUGAAGAGAUUGCUCCAGUGCGAAGAUAUAAAAGAGCUGCGGGCACCUCAGCAAUGUGAAGAUGCAGAGCAGCAGCUGGAGAUUCCACAGGCACCACAGGAGUGUGAAGGUGUUGAGAAGAAGGCACCAGAGCAAUAUCAAGAUGAGCAAGAGAAGAAACCACAGCAAUAUGAAGAUGGAGAGCAGGAGAAGAAACCACAUCUGCACCAAGAUGAGGAGCAGAACGUACCAAAGCAAUAUCAAGAUGAGGAGGAGACAGGACAGCAACAGCAAGAUGAUGAUGCGCCAGAGCAAUGCCUAGAUGAGGAUCAAAAGACACCGGAGCAAUACCAAGAUAAGGAGUUGGAGGAAGAGGAGGAAGAGGAGGAGGAGGAGCAAAACAUACCAGAGCAAUACCAAGAUGAGGAGUUGGAGGAGGAUCAAAAGACACCAGAGCAAUACCAAGAUGAGGAGUUGGAGACCGAGGAGGAGGAGCAAAACAUACCAGAGCGAUACCAAGACGAGGAGGAGGAAGAGGAUGAGCAAAACAUACCGGAGCAAUAUCUUGAUGAAGAGCAAAAGAUAGCACAACAAUACCAAGAUGAGAAGGCAUCAGAGGAAUGCCAUGUUGAGGAGCAAACGGCACCAGAGAAAUGCCAAGACGAGGAAGAGAAGACAGGCAAACAAUGCCAAGAUGGGGAUGAGAAGGCAUCAGAGCAAUAUCAAGACGGAGAUGAGAAAACAUCAGAGCAACAUCAAGAUGAGGAACAAAAGGCACCGCGGGGAGGCCAAGACACGAAGCAGAAGACCCUGGCGCAGCGCCUAAGCGUGAAGAAGCCGAUCACGCCGCCACCUGCGGGUGACGUGCCACGGCUUUCCCUCCUGGAGCUGAUACGGGAGAAGCAGCUUGGCACCGGAGAAGCAAAAGCUGGCAGGGACUUGGGCUACGGGGAGAAUGCCAUUGCUGACCAUAGAGCAGCAGCAGCAGCAGCUGGCGGCACAACAUUGGCCAUGGUGAUAAGGAGGCCCGACGGAGGGAAGAAGAAGUCGCCGGGAAUCGUCCGCCGGUGCGUGAAGGCCUUGAACCAGAUGAUCAAGGCCAAGCAUGGGUCCAAGAAGAGCGUACCUUUCAAGGAGGUAUGA
Molecule: messenger RNA, 1911 nt
Organism: Triticum turgidum subsp. durum (durum wheat)
Lineage: Eukaryota; Viridiplantae; Streptophyta; Magnoliopsida; Poales; Poaceae
Source: the annotation of a GenBank genome assembly